Salarias fasciatus (jewelled blenny) is the source of this 1673-nucleotide messenger RNA. RefSeq names its product LIM/homeobox protein Lhx8-like. Gene Ontology annotation, molecular function: DNA-binding transcription factor activity, RNA polymerase II-specific; RNA polymerase II transcription regulatory region sequence-specific DNA binding. Bases 80 to 1174 code for a protein of 364 amino acids. The transcript is spliced from 9 exons. Gene Ontology annotation, cellular component: nucleus. Lineage: Eukaryota; Metazoa; Chordata; Actinopteri; Blenniiformes; Blenniidae. The record is from RefSeq and is a predicted model, not a curated record. Gene Ontology annotation, biological process: neuron differentiation; forebrain neuron development; regulation of transcription by RNA polymerase II.
UCAAACACGGGAAUCCUGGAGGAAACAGAGAGAUUAUCGGAGCUUUCACUUUGCCAACUUUUCCUUUCCGGACACAGACAUGCGCUGGAAAAGCGAAAUCAAAGUGGAGUGCUGCAUUGUGAACGAGACUGAGAGCGGAUCUCUGCUGUCCGGCGACGAGCCGCUCGACAUGUGCGAAGACUGCAGAGGAGACGAGGAGCUGCUAGGCAAAUGCUCUGAGGGCAGGAGAGACAUCAUGGGCGCGCCGGUGGAAGUUUUGGAUGAAGACGCGUCGUCGCUCCAGGCGAUGGCAUCCGCGCCUCUGCUUGGACGAACUGUGUGCGCGAGCUGCGACGAGGAAAUAGUGGACAAGUAUUUAUUAAAGGUUAACGACCUGUGCUGGCAUGUGCGCUGUCUCUCCUGCUGUGUGUGCCAAACUUCACUUGGCAGCCACACAAGCUGCUACAUCAAAGAAAAAGAGGUUUUCUGCAAACUGGAUUACUUUCGAAGAUACGGCACGUGGUGCGCGUGCUGCGGCCGGAACAUCCACUCAACAGACUGGGUGCGCCGGGCGAAGGGAAACGUGUACCACCUGGCCUGCUUCGCCUGCUUCUCCUGCAAGAGGCAGCUGUCCACCGGGGAGGAGUUCGCCCUGGUGGAGGGGAAGGUGCUUUGCAGGAUCCACUACGACUGCAUGCUGGACAACCUCAAGCGGGCCGUGGAGAAAGGAAACAGUGUUAACAUGGAGGGAGCAGUACCCACCGAACAGGAGAUUAACCAGCCGAAACCCUCCAAGAGAGCCAGGACCAGCUUCACUGCCGAGCAGCUGCAGGUGAUGCAGGCUCAGUUUGCUCAGGACAACAACCCGGACGCUCAGACGCUGCAGAAGCUGGCGGAGCAGACGGGCCUCAGCCGGAGAGUCAUACAGGUCUGGUUCCAGAACUGUCGAGCGCGCCACAAGAAGCACGUGAGCCCAAACCACACCUCCAGCACCCCCUUGACCUCGCUGCAGUCUGGCCGAAUGUCGCAGCCCACGCCGACCCCCGAGGAACUGCAGUACACAGCCUACGGAGGCCCGGAGGGGUCAAUGCUGUCUGCUCUGCACUCCUUUAUAGACAUUCACUCCCCUCCAUCCAUGUUUCAGCCUCUGCUGCCGGCCCACGCCAUGACCUCCCUGCCUGUGUCUCACGCCUGAGCUGACACACACACACACACACACACACACACACACACACACACACACACACACACACACACACACACACACACACACACACACACACACACACACACACGCACACAGCUGCAGUAGUCUGUGCUUCAUGGUAAACAAUGAUCAUUUUUAGUGAAUCAUGAAACCCUUUCUCUUCACGGACUGUCAGUAAUUUACCGUUACAUGUUUAUCAUUUGAUAAGGAAUCCACGGAUGCCUUUUCUCCGGUCCUAAAUGUACUGUACAAUGUGAAAGUGGACAGAUCUCAGUGUACCUCAUAGGAUUGUGACCCAUGACGUUAUAGACUUGCAUUUGUUGGUGUCGUUUGUGAAAAAGUUGGUGACCAUGUGACUCUCAGUGACAGCCAGCGUACUCUAAAGGUCAACCCCAUAUGAAGAUGAACUUGAACUCGUUUGCUUAUCAGUGUUGCAAUUUAAUUUAUUGUAUGUGAAGUAUGAUUUCAGAAUAAAUGUCUAAUUUCA